AUGCACAUUUCUUUGGGAAUAAUUCUUCUAAAUUUCUUCUUUUCAUCAAGCUUAAUCCAGAGACCCAAAGUUGCUGAGGUUACAGUAAAAAUUUACGAGAGACUCUUGCUGUCGUGCUCUGCAGCCAGUGAUCCAGGAAAUGUUAAAAGGAUCGAUUGGCACCGCUGCUCUACCUAUGAUUGCAAACAUGAGUUGGACAAGUCCCGGAUAGCACGUGUUCAAAACAUGAGAGUGACAAUUCCCGACCCAAACUUUGAAGUUUACGUCAACGGCACCUUAGUUAUAAAGAAGGUACUACCUGCGGAUGAUGGAAAAUGGUUUAUCUGUAUUCCCCAGAAGAUGUUUAUAGGGAAAGAAAAUUCCACGACGAUCCUCCAUAUAGCCAAAGAACCCCCACAAUUAACACGAGAGAGUCCUCCAGAGCCUCAGGUCAUUGAAGGAAACGAUCUUCAUUUGGAUGUUCGAGUGCAAGGGUAUCCUUACCCGUGGGUAACUUGGAGACAUCGUGACUAUCUCCUACAAAAUAAAUCGAGUGUCGAUUCUGAAACAAGGCUUAAGAUUCGCAACGUCACUGUAUUAGAAGGCGGACGUUACACCUGUUACGCCAAGAAUCCAUUGGGACACAAUAACUUGACAUUUGACGUUAAUGUUGAAGAUUUCCAAACCCCGUCAUCCUCACAAACAUCAGAGCUCGCUGGGCAGCAGGAAGAUUAUCACCAUGUAUUUUGA
This is a messenger RNA of Pocillopora verrucosa, 729 nucleotides long. NCBI's taxonomy places the organism in Eukaryota, Metazoa, Cnidaria, Anthozoa, Scleractinia, Pocilloporidae. The record is from RefSeq and is a predicted model, not a curated record.